AUGCGGCUCACCAGCGAGCUCAUCCACGAUUCCCUAUCCUACCUGAACCCGCUCAAGGAGCGCGAAUUAGAUCUCCGAGGACACAGGAUCCCUGCGAUUGAGAAUCUUGGUGUGGCGGGUCCGCACGACUCCAUCGACUUGACAGACAAUGAUAUACAAGUCCUAGGCAACUUUCCGCUCUCGCCGCGCCUCACGACGCUUCUCUUGGCGAGGAAUCGAAUUGCGAGCAUCCAGGCUAGUCUGCCGAGUGCUGUGCCGAACCUGACGAAUCUUGUGCUGGCAUCGAACAAUUUUGCGGAACUGGCCGACUUGGACACGCUCAAGGGGUUUGAGAGGUUGACGCAUUUGGUAUUGGCGGACAGUCCGGUGACCAAGAAGGAGCACUACCGCUACUGGAUCCUUUGGAGAUGUCCUACCGUCCGUUUCUUGGACUACGCCAAAGUAAAGGAAGCCGAGAGGGCGCGAGGGCGGGAGUUGUUUGGAUCGGCAGAAGAGCCCACGGCUUUGGCGUUGGAGAUUCUGGGCAAGAAGUCCAAGACGUUUGACGUGUCGGCCAAUGGCGCCGCACAGACGUCCAAACUGUCGAGGAUAAAACUUACAGACGACGAGAAGAAGAGGCUGCAGGACAAGAUUAAAAAGGCUACUAGUUUGCAGGAGAUCAUUGCCUUGGAAAAGGAGUUGAACGAGGGGCGGUUACCGGCUGGCAUUCACGCCGACGCCAUGGAGGAAUAG
This is a messenger RNA of Metarhizium album ARSEF 1941, 732 nucleotides long. RefSeq names its product Leucine-rich repeat protein. The transcript is spliced from 5 exons. Gene Ontology annotation, biological process: mRNA splicing, via spliceosome. The record is from RefSeq and is a predicted model, not a curated record. Gene Ontology annotation, cellular component: U2 snRNP. Bases 1 to 732 code for a protein of 243 amino acids. Gene Ontology annotation, molecular function: U2 snRNA binding; protein binding. NCBI's taxonomy places the organism in Eukaryota, Fungi, Ascomycota, Sordariomycetes, Hypocreales, Clavicipitaceae.